AUGGCCCACUUUCAAGACCUUCCUGCGUGGGUAAACUUUCCAGAUACAGAAAGAGUUGAAUGGAUCAAUAAGGUUAUACUCCAGUUAUGGCCUUACGUUGGUGAGUAUGCCAAAAAAUUCUUGCAUGAAUUCAUUGUUCCGCAAAUGAGGGCGCAGUUGCCAUCUUUCCUGAAGUCGUUCAGAUUUACUCAAGUGGAUAUGGGUGAUAUACCUUGCCGUGUCGGCGGCAUCAAAGUUUACACUCAUAAUGUUGGGCGCGACCGAAUAAUUAUGGAUAUGGAUGUAGCUUAUGCUGGAGACUGUGAGUUUACUGUUGGCAUUGCGGGGGUCACUGGAGGAAUGAAUCAGCUACAGUUUUCUGGCAAACUACGAACCAUUUUAAAACCCUUAUUGCCUUAUCCUCCGAUGAUUGGAGGUAUUUGCUCAUAUUUUCUCGAACCACCGAAUUUUGAUUUUAAUUUGACUGGUAUCGGCGAAAUGAUUGAACUUCCUGCUUUAAUGGAUGCUCUUCGCUCCGUCAUAAAUUCCCAGGCAAGGCCGAAUGCGUUCUCUACUUUAUAA
Messenger RNA from Enterobius vermicularis (human pinworm), 561 nucleotides. NCBI's taxonomy places the organism in Eukaryota, Metazoa, Nematoda, Chromadorea, Rhabditida, Oxyuridae. The record is from the annotation of a GenBank genome assembly.